Molecule: messenger RNA, 4986 nt
Organism: Aspergillus ibericus CBS 121593
Lineage: Eukaryota; Fungi; Ascomycota; Eurotiomycetes; Eurotiales; Aspergillaceae
Gene: nte1
Product: lysophospholipase
Exons: 2
Coding region: 251-4840 (1529 amino acids)
Biological process (GO): lipid metabolic process
Cellular component (GO): endoplasmic reticulum
Molecular function (GO): phosphatidylcholine lysophospholipase A1 activity
Source: RefSeq, a predicted model, not a curated record
GACAACCAGCCACAGGCAUUCCUGGGUGCACGUUCUCCCCUGCGUUGACGAUGCUGGCUACGUUUAGGCUAGCUGCUGUCUACCAACCAUCGCUUUGGAUCAACCUGCGAAGACGAGGGUGAAUGAAAGAGUGGAACGGAGCGAAUAGAACAAGGAGAAGCACGAGCUCUGGGGUGGCUCCCUGCCUUGGUUAUCAGUAGCUGCUCCUUAGCGGCUGGUCUCCAUCGAGCUGGUGGAAGCUUGGAGAACCAUGGCCUAUGACGGAAUGAUCGCAGCGCCCUCGCUUGAAUCUUCAAGCCUGGGCUUUGGCCAUGUGCCUCCUGCAUCUUCCUCGACCUCCGCACGAUCACUUGCAACCUCAAUCCCCGCCUUAACCGCCAGCUUUUCCGUCGUGUCCGGCUUCUCUUCCCAUCUUCCGCCCCCGCCAUUACCCCCUCCAGCACCCUCAACCAUGGUGGGGUGGAUCGGCUGGAUAUUCACCUUCGUUUUCCAGGUCAUACCAAGCGUUCUCUACUGGAUUAUCACCUUUUCGACCAUCACCUUGCCCACAUGGCUGUUCACGCUCUUUUCUAUGAGUCUGACAUUCACCAUGAAUUUCACGACCCUACUCCUGAUCGCGCUGGCCGUGGUCUCGACCAUCAGUUGGUUCAUCCGUUACCGUUUCCUGAACAUGUACAGUCGCCUGCCCCCGGAGCCCCAGCGCAAGGAACCCCAGCUCGACCUCUUUCCCGAUGUACCAGAGGGCGACACGAAACCGGGCCUGGCCAAUUACCUCGAUGAAUUCCUAAGCGCCAUCAAGGUCUUUGGCUACCUAGAAAGACCCGUGUUUCACGAGUUGACUCGCACGAUGCAAACGAGGAAGUUGAUUGCAGGCGAGACACUCUUACUGGAGGAAGAGAAGGGCUUUUGCUUGGUUGUUGAUGGUUUGGUCCAGAUCUUUGUCAAAUCCAUGCGGGACAGGAAGUCGGACACAGAGGAAGAGAUUAAUCGCAUGGCAGGCGAGUCUUCUGACGAAGACGAUCAUCGGAUGGAUGGGAGGCAAGGAUAUCAGCUACUUACCGAAGUCAAGAACGGAGCCUCGAUGUCGUCCCUGUUCUCCAUCCUAUCGCUGUUUACCGAGGAUAUUCAAUUGCGAUAUGCAGACAGCUCAGCUUCCAGUACUUCCAGCAUAGGCCCCGGUCCCGCCCGUGCGCCCGACUCAUUUCCGGCCAGUCCUGGGGGUAUGGCGGACUCCCCGCAUACCCUCCCAAGGGAUCAUGUUGACCCGAUCUCCCACAUAGGCAGCGGUGCUGAUGAUCUGCCAACUGUGCCUCCGUUGCAUCUGGGGGAAAGUCGCGUCCCACCCGUCCACUCUUCUCGAUCUGAAACCAGAAAACAUCCAAGCAAGACGCGCCGGAAAUCAGUGCACCCAGACAUCGUUGCGCGAGCAAUGGUAGACACGACCAUCGCUAUUAUCCCCGCCAGCGCAUUUCGCCGCUUGACUAGAGUGUACCCGAAAGCGACCGCUCAUAUUGUCCAGGUCAUUCUUACGCGUUUACAAAGGGUCACCUUUGCCACGGCGCAUUCUUACCUGGGUCUCAACAAUGAGGUGCUGGGGAUAGAGAAACAGAUGACAAAGUUCACAACCUACGACUUGCCAAAUGAUCUGCGUGGGGCAGCUCUAGACCGGCUCAAGGACAAGUUCAUCAAAGAGCGGGACCGUUUGGGUCAAGAGGAAGUUACCAAAGGGAUCGCACUACAUAAUCCAUAUGCCGGGAGAAGACCCAGAUCGAGCAGCUUCCGAAGGAAAGAAGCUGUUCUUCAGGCAAGGAUGGCAACCUCCAAACGCCCAGUCUCUAUGGUUGCUCAUGAUAAUGCCCUGAGUGACCGGGAGAACUCUGGAGUGAGCCCGGGCGAUCUCCUAUCCACAAUCCAGCUCUCGCGGUUCGGUCCCAGGUACGAGCACCUUGCCCCCAGAUUGUUGAGCCCUCUCACGGAGAAAGAGCAUUCUCCUCUACGGUCCCCAUCUCCAAUGCUUCCUGGACGCGGGUCUCCUUUCCACCGAAAGGAAUCCAUUGAUGAGGAUGCGCUCUUUCGUGAAUCGAUACUGGAAUGCAUCAUGAAAGGCAUAGGCUUGACCGGGAGCACCAAUGAUUUCCUUCGCAAGAGUAGUCAUGCCUCUGGCGACGCUUCCCCGAAGCUUCUCUCUUAUGAUUCUCGCCGGCAGAAAGCCGUGUUUGGCAAUAAUGCAUUUGGGUUUAUUGACCCCUACGAAGGUUCUGCGGAUGGUGAGAGCGAGUCCAUGAUGUCCAUGUCUGUUACCAGUGCCGGUGGUACUUCCCCUGUUGUCAGUUUGCGGGAAGAGCUUCGAAACGAUAUUGAGAUUGUUUACUUCCCUCAGGGCUCGGUUCUGGUCGAGCAGGGCGAGCGCCACCCGGGUUUGUACUAUGUUGUUGACGGCUUCCUGGACGUCGGUAUUCCCGUGAACGACAAAGAAGAAGACCUUGUGGGGUCCUCUAGACCAGCGCAGGAGGAGCUUUUCCCAAUGCUGCGGCGUACCAAUACGAGUUCCUCUCGCGCCUCAGGUUCGGCAGCCGCCGCAAACGAUCCUCGGCGGAAGAAACAACCACGAAAGUCUCUUUAUCUUAUCAAACCUGGGGGGAUCCAAGGCUACGUGGGCGCUGUCGCAUCUUAUCGCUCGUAUACUGACGUCGUGGCGAAGACGGAUGUAUACGUGGGAUUCCUUCCACGGGCGUCUCUGGAAAGAAUCGCGGAGCGGUACCCCCUUGCCCUUCUGACGCUGGCAAAGCGACUCACCAGCGUGCUCCCACGUCUACUUCUCCAUAUUGACUUUGCCCUUGAAUGGGUGCAAGUGAGUGCUGGCCAGGUGAUCUACCACCAAGGCGACGAAAGCGACGCCAUCUACCUCGCCUUGAAUGGGCGACUCCGGUCUGUCCUGGAAGGUCCAGAUGGCAAAAUGACAGUGGUAGGCGAGUAUGGCCAAGGGGAGAGUGUGGGCGAGCUGGAGGUGAUGACCGAAUCGACCCGCCCGGCGACUCUUCACGCCAUCCGCGAUACUGAACUUGCCAAGUUUCCCCGGACGCUUUUCAACAGUCUGGCACAAGAGCACCCGGGGAUUACCAUCCAGGUCUCCAAACUGAUUGCUCAGCGGAUGAGGGACCUGGUUGAAAGCCCACUGACUGAGAAGGGAGUUGAACCAAGUGGUUCUGGCACGGUGAAGACUGCACGGUCUACCCUUAAUCUUCGCACCGUUGGCAUUCUCCCCGUGACGGCUGGGGUGCCAGUCGUCGAAUUCGGCAAUCGACUACUACAGGCGCUUCACCAGAUUGGGGUGACCAACGGCGCCACGUUUCUUAACCAAGCUGCCAUCCUAAAUCAUUUAGGUAGACACGCUUUCAGUAAGAUGGGAAAGCUGAAGUUAUCCCAGUAUCUGGCAGACCUGGAGGAGAAGUAUGGCAUGGUUCUCUACAUUGCAGAUACAACCGUGAACUCUCCCUGGACCCAAACGUGCAUUACGCAGGCCGACUGUAUUCUGCUGGUUGGACUGGCCGAAUCGUCGCCUAGCAUCGGUGAGUACGAGAGAUUUCUGCUUGGUAUGAAGACGACAGCUCGGAAAGAAUUGGUCUUGCUUCACGGGGAGCGGUACUGCCCCCCUGGGCUGACUCGCCAAUGGCUGAAGAAUCGCGUCUGGAUUAAUGGAGGACAUCAUCAUAUCCAAAUGGCCUUCCGUCUGACGGCUGAGCCCUCCCACCCUCAAACGAAGCGCUUUGGAACCGUCUUGAAGCAGAGAGUCCAAGUUCUCCAGGCUGAGAUCCAGAAGUACACCUCACGUCGGAUUCGCCAAUCGCCGCUCUAUUCCGCGCAAACCCCCUUUAAGGGCGACUUCCAUCGCUUGGCGCGUCGGUUGUGUGGCCGGUCGGUCGGGCUUGUGCUUGGAGGAGGAGGAGCCAGAGGCAUUGCCCAAGUCGGCGUCAUCAAAGCUCUUGAAGAAGCGGGAAUCCCCAUUGAUAUCAUUGGCGGUACUUCCAUCGGCUCAUUUAUUGGAGCCCUCUAUGCGCGGGACGCAGACGUUGUGCCCAUGUAUGGUCGCGCGAAGAAGUUUGCAGGGCGUAUGGGAAGUAUUUGGCGGUUUGCCCUGGACCUCACAUACCCCACCGUGUCCUAUACGACAGGCCAUGAAUUCAACCGUGGCAUCUUCAAGACCUUUGGAGAUAGUCAGAUCGAGGAUUUCUGGCUGGAGUUCUACUGCAACACCACCAACAUCAGCCGGUCUCGCGCUGAAUAUCAUUCGUCCGGCUACACGUGGCGGUAUGUCCGUGCCUCCAUGUCACUGGCCGGGCUGAUCCCGCCGAUUUGCGACGAAGGCAGCAUGCUUCUCGACGGUGGCUACAUUGACAACCUUACGGUUGAUCAUAUGAAGGGCCUGGGAGCCGAUGUGAUCUUUGCUGUCGACGUGGGCUCUCUCGACGACAACACGCCGCAAGGGUACGGCGACUCCCUUUCCGGGUUCUGGGCGGUGGUGAAUCGGUGGAAUCCGUUCUCCUCGUUGCCGAAUCCCCCCACUCUGUCUGAGAUCCAAGCGCGCCUGGCGUAUGUGUCCUCGAUCGAGAACCUCGAACGGGCCAAGAACACGCCCGGUUGCCUGUACAUGCGCCCGCCUAUUGAUCGGUACGGCACGCUGGAGUUUGGCAAGUUCGAUGAGAUCUACCAAGUGGGGUAUGCCUACGGCAAGGAAUUCCUGGACAAGCUCAAGCGCGAGGGAUCUCUGCCGCUGCCCGAAGAGACGGAGGAGAAGAAGAAGCUUCAGCGGACCCUGGCCCCACGCCGGGCGAGCAUAUGAUGGACACGCCUUCGGACGAAGCUAUGUCACCCGCCGAGCUGCAUUCCGAAUAGUUUUGUUGAUACCCGAGAUGUUCUGGAUGGUUCUUCCUUGUACAUAGACGCGUAGACCGCGAACCCAUUCCAUUCCGCGUUUGCAGAUCGGCU